Penicillium paradoxum is the source of this 366-nucleotide messenger RNA. Its product is annotated as putative tubulin-specific chaperone Rbl2. The record is from RefSeq and is a predicted model, not a curated record. Lineage: Eukaryota; Fungi; Ascomycota; Eurotiomycetes; Eurotiales; Aspergillaceae. Gene Ontology annotation, biological process: post-chaperonin tubulin folding pathway; tubulin complex assembly. The annotation marks the transcript as partial. Gene Ontology annotation, molecular function: beta-tubulin binding. Gene Ontology annotation, cellular component: cytosol; microtubule cytoskeleton. The transcript has 3 exons.
AUAGUCACAAUGGCACCCCGCUCGCAACUGGAGAUCACCACUUCUUCUGUGAUCCGCUUGGUCAAGGAGGAGGCUUCCUAUCACAAGGAAAUCCUGCAACAGACUGAGCGCAUUAAGAAGCUAGAGACUGAUACUGCUAGCGAUGACGAGAACCGCGAGUACACCCUGAAGCAAGAGCAUAUGUCGCUUGAAGAGACCAAGAAGGUUUUGCCUAGUCUGAAGCAAAAGAUCGUGCAGGCGGUUGCAAGCCUGGAAGCUCUGAUUAUCGAGGAGGGCAAAAAGGGAUCUGAAAGCAAUGUUGAGCACAUCACCGCUGCUAAAGAUGCCAUCUCUUUGGCCAAGACCGCGGAGCGCGAGAUCUCGUAA